Messenger RNA from Cherax quadricarinatus, 3200 nucleotides. RefSeq lists its product as uncharacterized. The record is from RefSeq and is a predicted model, not a curated record. NCBI's taxonomy places the organism in Eukaryota, Metazoa, Arthropoda, Malacostraca, Decapoda, Parastacidae.
GGCUGGUAGUGGGUAAUCAGUAGAGGGUGAAGAGUGGUGGAGGAAGGGAGGUGGGUGUAUGAUGCAGCACAGUGUGUGGCUACCACACUAACACUGCAGUACCAGCAGCAGGCACCAUGACCCUGGCACUACUACAUCUUGUGGCCCUGGCUGGCCUCACCACCAGGGUUGCUGGACAUUACUGUGAGUGGGACCUCUGUGGCAGUGAGCAGUACUGCUGUGGCGACAAUCUUUGCUGCGAUUAUGUCUAUAGUCUUUGGUAUUUCUGGGUUGGAGUUGUGUUCCUGGUGUUGCUGUUGUCUGCCUGUGGUGGUCUGUUCAGAUACUACUACAGACGCUGGAGCAGUGUGGGUAGCGGUCCUAAUUAUAUUCCCUUCCCCACCAGUCCAGCAUACACCUCACUUCCUACACACAUCUCCAGCCAGGAUCCUCUCUUUCAGAUAACUGAAGAUGGUGUCAAGCCUGAGCUGUAGGUUGUGGUGGCAUCAGUUUGGUCUUCCUAGACACUCCCAGCAGUACCUCAUAUUAGUUCCACCAAUAUAAAUGAAGACAGAAACAUUCAAGAAUUUAAAUUAAAUAAAAUUAAUAAGCUUCACUUUUAGGUAUUUAUACUUAAAAAUUGUUCAUUAUUAUCUUGUUGCACAUUUGCUCAUUUGGAUGUUUCAGUUUUUACUGCUAAUAUUAGUGAUUAUAAAAGUGAUGAAGAUUUAUAUUGCAUGCAGUUUAGUUAUUCAGUGUGAAUAUGUGUACAGUAUAUAUACCAAACAUUAAAGAUGGGGGAAUAUACAAAUAAGUACCUGUAUUAUCCUGGGAUUUAAUAUACUAAUUAAAAGUGAUGGGGAAGUGUGGACUGUGUGUGUUUAAAUGGUCAUUAACAAAAUUUAUUUUGUAUUGCACUUCUGUUAAAUUUUGUGCAGGCUGCAGCCUACUGAAUUCUGUAUUCUUGCCAUACAUAAACUAUACUUGUAUAAACUGUAAGAUACAGAAUUCUGGAGCUAUUACCAUAACAUUAAAGAAAUACGUUGGAUGAGACCUGCUAAUGUCAUUCAUAUGAUCCAUACGAUCUCAUUCCAUCACUGGGUAACUUGAUUAAAUACAUAUUGCCAAAAACUGUAAUUGUAUGACAUAUCCUCUUUUUUUUAUUAUUAUUAAAAUAAAAGAAUUUAAUUAAUUUUCUUGUAUUUGUUAGUGAUUUUAAUGUUAAUGUUACCAAUAAAGUUUAUGGAGUGCUGUACAUAAACUUCAUUAUACAUACUGUCUAAAAAAAAUUCAAUGGUUUAAGUUGAAAUUGAGUCUUGCGUUCCUUGCUGAAUUCCUAGGCGAGCUAAUUCACUUUCUUGUAUCCUCAGAAGUGUGAUGACCUAUUUGGUUAAAGAGGCAGACCUAUUGUUUAGCUUGUUAUGUAAUUUCUCGAAGUUUCCAUUGGUUUUAUCACACUACUUCCUCUUGGAUCCCAUUCCAGCAGUUAACCACUGUGAAUUUUUUUUUGUAUCAUUUGGAAUUUGUCUAGUUCCUGCACUCAGUGUACGGUGGACAUAUUACGAUGUAAUGAGCUGUCGUCAUAUCAUUAUGUAAAUACUCUUCUGGAGAGAGAGUGAGGGAGUGAGUGACCCUAUUUCUUCUAUGGGUCAUCCUGCCAUUGGCUUGGUUACUGAAAAUUUAAUUCACCGUGGUAUUCCUGCAACCCUGUAAUAAAAUUCAACAAUCCAGUGUUAAGUUCAUACUUGAAUGUGUUCUUAAGUAACUUCUCCCUGUUUGAAUCAUCUCAGAAGUAUAUAUUUUUUUUAUUAAGUUGUGCAUGGGAGAAGAUACAUGAUUAAUGACAUGAGCAAAUGGACCACUGCUUUGUUAUGCUCUCUUACUUUAUUCUCAUUCUCUUUCCCUGCUAUUCACUAUGACAAUCACCAGUAUGAACAGAAUUAUGAUCUUUGGACUAUAUCUUGCUGUAAAGACACUGGCUCAGUCUGUGUAGACUUGAGUAUCCUAGGAUGCUAUAGCCUAAAAAUUAUAGAAAAAUUUCACAUUGGCUGCUAAAACCUCACUUUUCCUUUUAUCCAGUUAUGGUCUGGCCUGAGGACUGAUGUCUUUGUUGAGUGCUAAUCAAUCAGGCUGUUGGUGCCAGGGGUUUGGCUGUUAUGGCAUUUCCUGUAUGAAGUGAUCCACUUUCUAGAGGAAAUAGGACCACUUCUAAUAAUGAGUGCCAAUUCAGGAGGGGACAUGGCACAAUAGACCUGGUAUUACUGGUUCAUUAAGCAGUCAGCAAGGUUGUCUGGCUUCAGGUCAGGUUGCGAGUGUAUUUAAGAACCUUUGAAAAUAGAAACACACCAACUGAGGGAAACAUCAGUUGAGGUGUUUCUUGAGGGCACACUUUACAUUAGUUGUUGAAUGUUUUACUCAGUAGUCAGCAGUCUCCUCUCCACUUGUUCUCGCUGCAGUUUUAUAUUUUAUCAAGUGCGCACAAUUCAUAAUACUUUCGUGGUGUUUUUCAAAGUUUGUGAUCCAUUUUUACAACUGCUGUUGUUCAGAUGCAGUACAGAGUUUGUGUGACAAAUGUAUACAUUUAAAAAUUCCUGUUUUAGGCAUUAAUUUGAGAUGUCAUUAAUUUAUAGAGGUAUCACUAUUAAAAAUAUAUUCCUUUAACACACAAUUUUAAAACUGAAGAGCAUUGGUCUGUAUGUUCUCCAUAAUAGAUUUUAUAUAAAAGUACCUCAUUUUUGUUUUGCAUUAAUAUAUUUACAGUUUAAAGCUUGAAUCGAGUAUUUUAAUACCACAUUAGAAGUAGUUUUAUGAAACUGUUGUACAAUAAAUUGAUAUGGUUCUUCUACUAAGAGACAGUCAGUCUUUUGACCUAUAAGCAGUGAUGACUUGCAUGUAAUUGAUUGUUGUAGAUCUUGACGAUGGCCUGAUCUGUCGACCUUGGUCUCUUAUUAUUCUCAAGUAUUAUCUUAAAUAAUUUAAAGGGUCAUUUAACCCAUAAGUAGUUAUACUGUCAGCGGUUGUGUUUUAAUCUUAAUCUUAUUAAUAAUGUAUUUUACAAAUAGAAAACCAAUGUUGUCCAUAUUUUUUUAUAAAUACUGAUUUGUGGUAAGAAAUAUGUAGAAAUUGGAGGUUUUGUAUAUACAAAUAUUUUUUUGAUAUUAUGUUAGCUGUAAAUUCUCAAAUACAUAUUAUGAAGAAUUUUAAUAAACAUUUAUAUUAUA